AUGCUAGCAACGUUUUCUCUCAAGUCUCCCAGGUCUUCACCGGCCAACCACAAACGUGCUCAAGUGUCGAAAGCAUGUGACUGGUGUCGAGUUCAUAGGGUGAAGUGCGACAACAACUAUCCGUGUCGAAAUUGCCAGAGUCGGCAAAGCCGCUGUAACAGAAGAGAACUGAGCAAAACAAGGACGCUUCCAAGCGCCGUCAGAGAAAUCGAGCGCCUAGAAGGACGUAUCAAGGAGCUUGAAGAGCAGCUUGCCAACAAUGCAGCCCCCGUAUCAAGGUCCCCCUCGUCAGAGAUAGCCAGCUCUCGACCCGGCGGGGAAACAGGGCAGAAACUCUUUGAGGGCACUUAUACCAAUGCAAGUCAUUCACAACAGAACCAGUGGUAUGGCUUACUAUCAAAUUACUACUAUACUGCUCGUCUGAGAACAUACCUCGCCAUCGCCCUGGAGCAACCGUACUUGGAUGAUUACAUUCAGCCCAAUACCGCCAGCAAAACAUUCAUCAGCCCAACAUCAUCCAAACCAGCCGGAUCUGUCCCUGAGGAAAGCAACCUCUCCGCAGAUAUUGGAACAUCGGGAAGUUUUUUGACUGGGAUGCAAGAGGAUUACUUUCUGAAUCUAUUCUGGGAAUCCUAUCACUGUACAUUGCAAAUUCUAGACGAAGGCGAGUUCCGUGAGCACUACCGGUCGUUGUGGAAGACCUCUUCCUCCUCACGAAAGCCUUCUGCCCUGGUUGAUAUCAUUCUUGCUGUGUGUAUGCAAUAUGGGCUCGCAUUUCUUCCUCGGGAGAAUGACAACUCGGAACAUAAGACUGUUGUAGAUGGCAGUGAUGCAACUAUUGCCGGGAGGUGGUAUUAUCGCCGCUCACAGAUGCUUUUGAAUUCCCAGCUUGAAAACCCAUCUAUAAUGACUCUGCAGUGUCAUAUAUUCACUGUCCUAUAUCUAUGUAAUGCCUCCUACCAGAAUAUGGCUUAUAAUUGCUUAGCUGUUGCUGUGCGGACAGCCCAUUUGCUUGGUUUGCAUCUCGAGCCUCCAGAAGAUAUGCCAAGGGAGCGAAGAGAGUUGCGCAAGCGGUUGUGGUGGACUUUGUUCAGUUUGGAAUGCAAGAACUGUAUGAAGCUUGGCCGCCCAUGGUGUGCCCCAUUCUUAAUGAUUACAUGUCAACUGCCGGCAGAUGACCGUGAGCUGGCCUUGAUUUCCGGUUCUAAUUUCGCUUCUUACGGUGAGAAUCUCACUUGGCUGACGUACACUCUCCAAAUGACAAAGAUGGUCCUUGCUACUCGCUCUGUAUAUAUCGCAUUCUCCGACAAGUGUGCAGACAUUGCGUCUGCCAACUCUGGAAGCAGUCUUUACAAGGACCCACAAACCAUGGAGGUCUGUGCAGAGUUUUUGAGAUCACAGAUGGACAUUAUCCAAAAUUGGAGGGACCAAGUGCCAGAUGGGAUGAAGACUAAGCGAAAAGAUGGCGGCACUCCGCUUUCGACUGAGCGGACAAAGCUCAGUGUCGAGUUAUAUGCUCCACUUUGGCUCCAGCGACAGCGUCUCAUGCUUGAGCUUAUCCACCACAAUCUGUCCAUGAACUUAUACCGUCCAUUUAUCUGCUUUCCAUCGACAUUUCCUACUGCAUCGGGCAAUUCCACGUCGUCACAACCACGUUCUUCCACUCCCAUCGCUGAAAGUCAUGCGAACUCCUGCGUUAACCACGCCAUUACUAUAACGCGCAUCAUGCAUCAAAUCCUGACAAGUUCCGAAAUCCUCAGUGGUAUACAUGAGACAUUUCAUUGGCAGUGGAAUGCAACCGUGUCUCUGAUUGGCUUCGUGCUAGCGUACCCUUUGUCGCCGUUGGCUAUCGAAGCCCGCGACACAAUCAAUAGCGCCAUCACUGUGUUUGAGAAGUUCGGCAAUCAUUUCGCGGUCGGAGCUAGUGCAGCUAAUGUGACUAGGAAUCUCGUGGCCAAAGCUGAUUAUCUUAUGGAGCGUGAGAACGCCCGGUCCGCGAACUUGUCCAUGCAGCCGUCCGACAGUCCAGAUAUGAUACCUUGGUACCCAGGGAUAAUGAGCAUCGAUGACAUGGAUUCAUCAGAACAGUCCAGAGAUAUUAUGGCACUAGAAAGCUUCCCAAUAUCGGGUACCACGGACUUGGGAUUUUCAUUCGACUCGCUCGUUGGCUUCGAACAGUUCUACGCACCGGAUGCAAACCCAGCCGCCUGGACAUUCCCUCAAUUGUAA
This is a messenger RNA of Talaromyces atroroseus, 2229 nucleotides long. RefSeq lists its product as hypothetical. The transcript has a single exon. Gene Ontology annotation, cellular component: nucleus. Gene Ontology annotation, molecular function: zinc ion binding; RNA polymerase II cis-regulatory region sequence-specific DNA binding; DNA-binding transcription factor activity, RNA polymerase II-specific. Gene Ontology annotation, biological process: DNA-templated transcription; positive regulation of transcription from RNA polymerase II promoter by galactose. Bases 1 to 2229 code for a protein of 742 amino acids. The record is from RefSeq and is a predicted model, not a curated record. NCBI's taxonomy places the organism in Eukaryota, Fungi, Ascomycota, Eurotiomycetes, Eurotiales, Trichocomaceae.